CUUCAUGAUGAAUUUAUAGUUUUCAGAUGAAUUUGUGGAUCAAAGGUAAUUUUCCCAAACCCUAAUUCAUCGAUCAAAAUUAAAAGCAUCAGAUCACAUGUGAAAAUAUCACAUUUCAUAAAUGAGCUUUUGAAAAGCAUUUUUAAAUCUCGUAAUCUCUCUCUUUCUCUCUGUCUCUCUCUCUCUUUCUUAAAAUAAAGAAAAAUGGGAAUAGUGGUUAAUUCUCAAAUAUUAGUAUUGCCAUAAUUCAGGAGGUUAAAAAAAAAAAGGUCCCACGAAAUGUGAGAUUUGAUCUGACAGAAAAUUGGAAUACGAUACCCAGCUAGAAGAGUGUAAAAGUUUCUGUGCUGCAACACGAAAACAAAUUCGAAACUUAAAGAUCGUCUGAGAGAUUUGGAACGUUUUCAGGCAGCAGCAUGUUUGGUUGCCACUGUUUUUAUUGGAGCACACUCUCCGAUUCAUCUCCUGCACAACCUCGAACUUUCUCCUUGCCCGCUUCACUUCCCAAUUGGCCUCAAGGUCAAGGAUUUGCCUCCGGAAGAAUAAAUCUUGGAGAAAUAGAAGUUGUUCAAAUUUCCAGAUUUGAGUUCAUUUGGAGCUGUGAUCUUUUGCAGGACAAGAAAAAACAGGUUACAUUUUAUAAGCCAGUGGGAAUUCCUAAUGGGUUUUAUUGCCUUGGUCACUAUUGCCAUUUCGAUAAUCGGCCGUUGAGAGGAUUUGUUCUUCUGGCUAAGGAGGUGGCUUCUUCUGUACCAGAAGCUAGUCAUUUUUCUGAUCAUGUUUACUCACCAGCUCUUGAGAAACCUGUUGAUUAUACAUUAGUUUGGAGUUCAGCUGAUGAGGAUGAGGAGAACUAUGAAGGUUGUGGCUUCUUCUGGUUUCCCAAGCCCCCUGAGGGCUAUAAAUCCGUGGGAUUUUUGGUUACCAACACUCCAAACAAACCUGACUUGGAUGAGGUUAGAUGCGUUCGAGGUGACCUGACAGGGAAAUGUGAAGCUUAUUGCCUUGUACUUGAUACCUGUCUUAAGUUCUCAAAUUUUCCAUUCCGGGUUUGGGGCACAAGACCUCAUGACCGAGGAAUGCUGGGUAAAGGUGUCUCUGUGGGGACAUUUUUUUGCAGUAGUGACUUGAACUCUGGGGAAGAGUUGAAUAUUGCAUGCCUGAAGAAUUUAGAUCCUACGCUACAUGCAAUGCCAAAUUGCGAUCAGAUUCAUGGACUCAUCAAUCAUUAUGGACCAACUCUUUUCUUUCAUCCUGAAGAAAUCUAUUUGCCAUCUUCUGUUUCAUGGUUUUUCAAAAAUGGAGCAGAGUUGUACAAAGAUGGGGAUUUGAUUGGUGAGGUCAUCGAUCCUAGUGGCUCGAAUUUACCUGGUGGUGGGACAAAUGAUAAGAAAUUUUGGAUAGACUUGCCGCAUGAUGACAGGAGACACAGCGUCAAACGUGGAAACUUGGAAACUGCAAAGGUUUAUGUUCAUGUGAAGCCUGCUCUUGGUGGGACAUUCACCGAUAUUGCCAUGUGGAUUUUUUGCCCCUUCAAUGGGCCUGGCACUCUCAAAGUUGGAAUCAUGAACAUUGCUCUCAGCAAGAUUGGUCAGCAUGUGGGUGACUGGGAACAUUUCACACUCCGUAUAAGCAACUUCACUGGAGAGUUGUGGUGUAUAUACUUCUCGCAGCACAGUGGUGGUGAAUGGGUGAAUGCAUAUGAUUUGGAAUACAUAGAGGGGAAUAAAGCCAUUGUUUACUCCACAAAAAAUGGACACGCUAGCUUUCCUCAUCCUGGCACCUACAUUCAAGGAUCAGCAAAAUUAGGAAUCGGAGUGAGAAAUGAUGCUGCUCGUAGUAAUUUAUUUGUUGAUUCAAGCACCCAUUAUGAACUUGUUGCUGCAGAGUAUCUUGGAGAUGGGGUUGUUACUGAGCCUGGCUGGCUGCAGUUUAUGAGAGAAUGGGGUCCAAAGAUCGUUUACGAUUCCAGAACAGAGCUAGAUAAAAUAAUGAAUAUUUUGCCUGUGAGACUUAGGUAUCCGUUUGAAACCAUGUUUAAUAAGCUCCCACUAGAGCUGUACGGGGAGGAAGGUCCUACUGGGCCCAAGGAGAAGAACAAUUGGGUGGGCGAUGAAAGAGGCUAGGUUGAAUCUGAAAUUCAAGCCUGUAAUGCCUGUAUUAUAGUCAUAAUCUUAUAGCGAUAUUAAAAGGUAGGAUAGAGUUGCAUUUAAAGCAAAAGUUGUUAUCAGUAUGAGGAAGGGUUGUGUGGAAUAUGCAUCAUAAUCACUGGAAAUGAUUUUACAUUGCAAACUGGAAUUAAACAAUUUUAUAUUGACAGAAUUUCUUGGGAGACAUAACAAGAGUUGUAAAAUAGCUAAGAAUGCAGAGAGACUGAGACAAUUAAUUUCUGUUGUGCAAUUUCACUUGGCCAAGAAUCUGGGUUUUGCAUUGAACUAAAACUGAUGACGAAUAAAAGACUAGUUUAGAGAAUUACAUGAGUCUCCAAGAAGAGGUCUCCCAAAAUCUUGUUCAUAUUGGUUUUUUUAAAGAUGAAUUGAUCAAGUAUUUCUGUUUUACGGGUCCAUUGGGGCCGUGAUAUAUGGGCUGCAGAUGCUUAGUCUCUACCCGGUUCUAACCAAAAGCAUUUUCGAGUCAAAUUAACUCUUUCGAGUGUUCUGACUCUCCAAACAACUUAAAUGGUGCAGCCGGUGCGGCGGAGGUACAAAGUAAUCACCUGCUAGAGUCCAUAUAGUUGAGAAAGAAGAAAAAGUAUCAAAAGUCAGAGAGAUAUGUUGGCGAGAAGGUUGAGUUCUUUAUUUAGGAGCUCCCAAUCUUCGAAGGGUUCUGGCUCCGCAAAGCCUUCGGAUGAUGAAAAAAGCAAGUCAUAUGUUUGUAAAGCCGUGUCUUUUGUCUUGAUUAUGGUUACCGGUGGUGUGGCUUUGAGCGCUCUUCACGACCUUGCUAUUUAUCAUAGCUGUAGCAGAAUUCAGGCAAGGCUUCGUAAGAUUCUGUAAUUUGCGUAUUGUGUUCUUGAAUUUUAUCUUAUUGAGCCCUUCAUUCAAAAGGUAGUUACUCGACGUUUGGCAACUUGAUUUUGUGUAAGGCUAUCUGAUUAGAAGUUAUAGUUUAUGGAACUUUCAAAAAGAGAGUUAGUGCCCAAAUCAGAUGUUUUAAAUUUAUUUGUAUAUUAAUAAAUUUUCCUUGCUUUAAUGAAACCUAAAACUUCAAACUUUGUAGAUCUUUUUCCUUUGAAAACCCAGCAAUUAGUGUUUGCAGAUAGUGUAGGAACUUUAUCAUAAAUGGUGAACCACAAGGAUGAUGUUAUUGUAUGAAUUAUGAAAUGUAGAUAUAUGCUGCAAGCCUCUUGCAAAAAUCAUUGGUUCUGACUUUAAAAGAAUAUAAUUCAACAUUUAAACCAAAGGAAUUAUUUUUCAGAUACCUAGAUGCAUACCUACCCAACAUGAUCUAAUUGAACUAGGGAACUGAUUUUACCUGAAAAAAGGAACCUCCAGCAUAGGCACCAGCCAAGUUUGUUUACAAACAGUAAUCUUAUAUAAAUCCUGUAGCUCCUCUGCUGAACUAGAACCUAUCAACUGGGACUAGUUUUGAACAAAUCAGCUGGUUUCUAACUUUAGUUAUAAUUUUCAUCUCCUAAAUUUGGGUAUCUGUGUUGGAAAGGGAGAAAGAGACCGGUUUCCUAGUACUUGAAGGUGGAGAUAGGAUGAAGUAGAGAAGUAGAAAGUGUUCUCUAGUGCUGUUCAAUAGAAACUUUUUUGAGCUAGUCAACAAAUAUUUUGUAUGUACCCAGUCUAGUUAGCAAGGGAGUAAAUAUGCUUCUUUCCUGCUAGUUCUUUGCACUAUUCCAUGUUAUAUCAAUUUAUGAACAGCAUACUGGAAAGCCAAGAAUUGCGGCAUUUUGUGUGCGUUUUGUUUGUUGAAGGUUUAUAAUGAUGAAUGCCAGUUAUUGUUGCUUUGAAAACUUCUUGGGUUUUCUGUGAUUCUUCACUUUUCUAAUUCUUAUCAAAACAAAAACUUUACUGUAUUCACAAGCAAAAACAAUUUCUUAAUCUUCUUCUAAAGGUUUUUAUAAAAUCAUUUAACUGAGAAAUUUGAAGGCUGCCAAUUAUAUUUAUCAUUUGCUUAAAAAAUUUUCAGCAAGGCCAUGGAGAAAGCGAGUAAGAAUGAGGCUAUCAUCUUCAUCUAAAUGUUUUUAUAAAAUCAUUUAACUGAGAAAUUUGAAGGCUGCCAAUUAUAUUUAUCAUUUGCCUAAAAAAUUUCACCAAGGCAAAGGAGAAAGCGAGUAAGAAUCAGGCUAUCAUUAAGUCUAUUGGAGAACCAAUAAAGAAGGGCCCAUGGUACAAUGCAUCUCUUGAAGUGACUCACAAGAGACAUUCUGUUUCUUGCACAUUUCCAGUCUCAGGUCCCCAAGGCAAUGGAGUCUUCCAGUUGAAGGCAGUCCAAAAUGGAGACAGCUGGUUUUCCUCUUUACAGCCACAGAAGUGGGAAAUUCUAAUCAUGGAUGCUCUUCUCCGCAUUCCGGAAAACGAAGGGAAGCAACAAACAAUGCGAAUCAGCAUCUCGGACAACUUGUCACCUUCAGCUUCCACCCCUCAACCACAGGAGAAACAAUGGCAACAGUAAACUGUAACAUUUGAUGCUUUUAUAGGUUUUCCUUUUCUCUUGCUAUUCUUCAUGUGGUCAUCACAAAAAAUUCUGCCACAAAAAAUUCUGCAGAAUUUUGUUUGUUUAAUAAGAAAAGUUGGCACGUCCAUUAGAUACAACAGCUAUUGUAUUUGAUAAGCUUGGAAUUACAGUUCUGGAUUUAGAGUUGGAUAUGAUCACCAAACAUGAAGCUUCAUACA
Mangifera indica (mango) is the source of this 4844-nucleotide messenger RNA. RefSeq lists its product as uncharacterized. The coding region runs from base 417 to 2126 and encodes 569 amino acids. Lineage: Eukaryota; Viridiplantae; Streptophyta; Magnoliopsida; Sapindales; Anacardiaceae. The transcript is spliced from 5 exons. The record is from RefSeq and is a predicted model, not a curated record.